AUGGAAGAUAAUAACGACUCAUAUAGUAGCUCACUCCCACCAUCUGGCCGUUCGACUCAAUCCCAGGCUGCGUCCCCUGUUCCCUUGAUCAACACCAACUUGAAUGAUCCUGACGCAUAUGUUGAGAAGUUGCAACGGAACUGGGCUAAGGGUCCUCAUUUGGAGUUUUUGAAUAGCCAACUCCCACUGUAUUCUGCAUCUCCGAGUCUCUCUGAAGGCUCCGCAAAAGCUUCAGAACAGCUCGAUUCAGUAAUCAAUGGCUACUUUCAGUGUUUUCCCUGGAGACUGAAGGUAACAGACAAUCCCAACAUGCCAUAUAAUCCUCUCAUACAUCCACCAAUUGAUCUGGUCUGUGAAAUUGAGAUCAAGCAAAAACAGCACAAAAGUAUACACGCAUGGCUGGAUUACCAAACCAGGAAAACGCAGAAAUUCAAAAGACGUGCAAAACCUGAGAACGACGAGUGGGCCUGGUACUUAGCACUGCAGCUCUCUGGUUUAUCAAAAACCAAGCCAAAAGCUCUUCAACCCCACCAACGCUCAGGCUGGUCCAAAGACCACUUUGAUGACAUCGUCAAGAAGGACUUCCACAAGCAGUGGAAGAAAGCUGGUCUCCCAUCGAAGAAUCUUGCAACAUUUCAUGACUCAAUCACAUGA
Messenger RNA from Suillus discolor, 654 nucleotides. RefSeq lists its product as uncharacterized. Bases 1 to 654 code for a protein of 217 amino acids. Lineage: Eukaryota; Fungi; Basidiomycota; Agaricomycetes; Boletales; Suillaceae. The record is from RefSeq and is a predicted model, not a curated record. The transcript is spliced from 3 exons.